UUCUUGGCUGUUUCUCUCUUUAUUUUUCGCCGCUGCUCGGGUAAAUUUCUGGAUGUCUUCGCUGUUCUCUGACCUCGUCCCCCCCCUUUCCCUAGGCGGACUUGAACAAUUUCAAUGGCACAGGCAGCUCACCCGGCGCCCAGCGUAGCCAUCACUCUCACCUAUGACAAUUUUACGUCAGUGGGAAGUGCCCCCCUACCCGAUAACAUGCCCACUGUGAGCAGUGUACUUGCGGUGGUUUUGAUCCCGAUCUUUCUCGUCAUCGUCGUCACCUGCCCUUGGUGGAAGCCCAAACUCCUGCCCUUUGUCCUCCGUGGAUGCUGCCCUUUCAUUAUGGUCCACUCGGAGCACGAUGACAAUAUCCCGGACAUUGUGGACCUGGCAUUCGCCAAGUUGGACGCCACCGGCACCGGUCCCAAGGAGGAUGCAUAAACUUUCAGACGGAGAGAGUUUUGCCAUUUAUGACUCAGAAUACAUAUACGUUGGAGUACUGUGUUACAGCUAUUUCCAAAUCGAUAGGCCAAAUUCCAUUUUACAAACUCA
This is a messenger RNA of Suillus discolor, 543 nucleotides long. RefSeq lists its product as uncharacterized. The transcript is spliced from 2 exons. The record is from RefSeq and is a predicted model, not a curated record. The coding region runs from base 115 to 432 and encodes 105 amino acids. NCBI's taxonomy places the organism in Eukaryota, Fungi, Basidiomycota, Agaricomycetes, Boletales, Suillaceae.